GGCUGGGUGGCGUGGCUGCCAGUCCUGGUGCUCUGAGUGGCAUGCUUUGAGAUCCAUGCUCAGAAAUCAACCAUCCAGACAUCUGCUGAGCGCCCGAGACGGGACAAUGGAGGCUGCUAGCCUGCCAAAUGAAGGCCGGUUUGCCCCAGGCUCCUUCCUGGAGAAGCUGAACUCCCUGGUGAAAGGAAUCGGCUGCCCCAGUCCCGAUGUGGGGAGGGCCCCGCGCAAAGCCUUUGACAAGAGAUGGGCGAGUCUACCACAUCCAGCCCCUCCCCCUGCCAAGGUGCCGGUGACCAGAUCCCCUCCAUCAUCUUGCUCCAACGGACUCCCUGCUGUUGUACCGCUGCCUGUGAGCGCUCGGCGAGAGUCUGUCACCAAACCGGUCGCUGAGGCUAGCGUCUCGUCCGCGCGGGGAAGCAGGACAGCCGCCUGCCCCCCACUUGCUCCUGCAGCUCCGCGCCAGGCCUCCAGAGUGGCCCAGGAACCAUCUCCCCAGGCGGCUCUGGAGCUCCAGGGCGGCACCAGCAGCCUCGACGAGCAGGCCCAGCAGCUGGAUGCGGAAAUCAACGAGCUGAUCCAGCAGUGGGAGCUCAGGCCUGAGGAUGAGGAGUGGAAGGACAUGGCCUCUUCCAUGCUGCUGAAGAGUAAAUGGUGCCGGGGUGACCCCGUGGACCUGGACUACGAGUUCAUCCGGGAGGACCCUGCCUACGACGCAGACAGGGUGGAGAGCGAGGCUCGGGAAGCAGAUGAUGAAGAGGGCCAGGCCGGCAGCCCAGCAGUGCCACCUUCCUCACCCUCCUCCCCUGCCCAGUCCUCGGAGGCUGCCCCGGACAGCCAGGGGGGCUAUUCCCUGAGACCCAGGGGCCCUGUGGAGAAGCGUUCAGCAGAGGAGGAGGAGGGAGACUCUUCUGGUGGCUCCAUGGAGGAGAGCUCAGCCGAAGAGGAGGAGGAGGAAGAGGCUGAGCCCUCUCCCCAGCGGCAGAGGAAGCGGGGUCCCCAGGGAGGGACGGCUCCACGUGUCUACCCGUGCCCCACCUGUGGCCAGAAGUUCGCCAACAGCAGCAACAUGCGGAAGCACCUGCGGAUCCACACGCGGGAGGCACUGUACUCGUGCCACGCCUGCGGCAAGUCCUUCACUGACUCCUCCAACCUUACCAAGCACCAGCGCGUGCACAGCGGGGGCCGGGAACGCCCCUUCAGCUGCUCCAAGUGCCCCAAGGUGUUCGCCUCGGCCCCCGAUCUGCAGGAGCACCUGCGGCGCCACGAGGGCAUCCGGCCCUUCCCCUGCAUGGACUGCAAGCGCAGCUUUGUGUCGCAGGCAGAGCUGCUGGCGCACAUCCGCAGCCACGUGGGGCAGCUCCGGGCCUCGGCCCCCAAGCCCUUGCUGCGCUGCGAGGACUGCGACAAGAGCUUCGCCAGCCCCAUGCUGCUGCGUCUGCACCAGCGCCGCCACAAGGCCUUUGUGUGCGACAAAUGCGGCGCCGUCUUCACCCUCGAGUUCAAGCUGCUCUUCCACAAGAGUCUGCACAAGGGGCUGCAGACCUGCGCGCGCUGUGGGGUGCAGUACACGGGAGGGCACUUCUGCCGGGCCCAGUCCCAGUCCCGUGCCUCCCAGCCGGGACACAACAGUGCCAGGACUCCGGAGACAGCGUCACUCGUGGUCAGAGUCCCUGACUCUGUGCCGGCAGCAGGCUCCACCCCGGCCAGGCCCCCAGCCCCAUUAGCAGACGGGCCCUCAGGCUCUGCCCCGGCCGAGCCCACAGCCCCAUUAGCAGCCGGGCCCCCAGGCUCCGCCCCAGUCCCACUACCAGCCGGGCCCCCAGGCUCCACCCCGCGCCUGGGGCCCCAGCCCGAGCAGCAGUGA
This is a messenger RNA of Malaclemys terrapin pileata, 1864 nucleotides long. Its product is annotated as zinc finger and SCAN domain-containing protein 21-like. Lineage: Eukaryota; Metazoa; Chordata; Testudines; Emydidae. The transcript is spliced from 8 exons. Bases 56 to 1864 code for a protein of 602 amino acids. The record is from RefSeq and is a predicted model, not a curated record.